UGGAGUGGGUGGUGUGCUCGGCUUGAGGUGAUGGGAGAAGCGGGGCCUGGGAAGAUGCCGCUGGAGCCGGGUGUCGACCUGAAGAUGAGUCCCGGGCUAGAGGUGAAGCUGGCCUCGCUCGCCCUGCUGCUGGUCCUGACCGUGCUGUGCGGGCUCUUGCCGGUGUGCGUCAUGAGGGCUGUGGCCGGCGGCUCUGUGGGCGCAGGUCAUCGCCGCAUUCUCAGUCUGCUCAGCUGCCUAGCUGGUGGGGUGUUCUUGGCCACCUGCCUCCUGGACUUGAUUCCAGACUUCCUGUCGGACAUGGCUGCAGUGUUGGACAAGAUGAAGAUCACCCUGGAGUUCCCCCUUCCAGAGUUCAUCGUCGCCAUGGGCUUUUUCCUGGUGCUGAUCAUGGAGCAGAUCACACUGGCCUGCCGGGACCAGAUGGCAGAUACUGACGAGCAGAGUAGGGCCCUGCUGGGCCGUCCGUUGCCCCCGGACAGCCCUUCCUUCCAUUUUCAUGUGGACUUCAACUCCCACUCCGCCAUCCGUUGUGUCGUGCUUGUGCUGGCACUCUCCCUACACUCAGUGUUCGAGGGAUUGGCGCUAGGCGUGCAGGAGACGGGCACCAGAGUGGUGGAGAUCUGCGUUGCCCUGUCCGUUCACAAGUGCAUCGUGGCCUUCAGCCUGACUCUGAAACUGGUGCAGAGCAGGCUGAGGUGGGCAGUGGUGGUAGCCUGCAUUGUCACCUUUGCUGUCAUGUCGCCACUAGGCGUUGGGCUGGGCAUUGUACUGACCGAGGACUCCAGCCACCAGCUUGUCCGUGCUGUGCUGGAGGGUAUAGCUACUGGCACCUUCAUCUACAUCACCUUCAUGGAGAUUCUGCCCCACGAGCUCAACUCGCCCCACCAUCGUAUCCUCAAGGUGGUAAUGCUUAUCCUGGGUUUCUCCCUUGUCACCGGUGUCCUCUUUAUCAAGGUGUGAGGAGAACGAGGUGAAGGCACACACACCGCACCACACCUUUCCAUAUUUCUGUAUCUCCUCUCUUCCCAUCACUCGGAUUCUUUAUUUUAACCCCAUGCCUCCAUUUGGCUUCCUGAGGUCUGGCAAGUGGCCAUUCAAUAUCCCACCACUGCUGGCCUCCCAGUGUCUCCUCUCUCUCCUUCUCUCACCUCAGUCCCUCUCUCACUCUGCCUAAUCUCUCCCCUCACCCCCUUCCCCUCUCCCCCUCCUUCUCUCUGAUUUCUUUCUCCCCCCCCCCGCACUCUCACUCCCCUUUCCCCUCUAUCUGUCUCAUUCUCACAUGUUACUGGUUAUAUUUAUACCAUCGCUAUCACAUACGGACAUCUGUGAGCAGCUCAGUGAGUCACUCUGAACUGACGUAGGUGCUUCCUCUGAACCAUCUGAGCACACAGCUGCUGGGACUGGGCUGGUGGUGGUAGCCUCUGUAACGCCUCUCCCUGCCCCAAACAAAACCCAUGCCCUUUGCGUAACAGUGCGCAAGAGGCAGAGAGUGAAAGACCAUGGGGGAGCUGCAGGGACCCAGACCAGAGUUAUUACCCAGAUGCACCUGUCCCUGGAACCUCCACUGCCUGUCUCCGCACCACCCUGCCCCCUGCCCCAUCUGAAUGAGUUCUGUUGCUGGUAAAGGAGUGGAGGGAGUGGCAAGGAGCAGCUGCCUCACACUAUAUUUUCAACCUGCUGCUUUGUGGAGAGUGUUGUGAAACAGAUUAGUGUUUUCAGAUUUCCUGCAAUUGAGUAAGGAUUGGGGCAAUUGUACUGUGACUGGUUAUCAGGGAUCCCAUUGCAUCACACCAUUUCAUGUCGAGAUGUACUCUCAGCUAACAGCUCAUGCACUCUUGUGGCCUCGAAUGCUUAACAUUACGUAGCCAGGCUUUCUUCAUUUUGGAGAUCUUGGUUCAGCAAGUGCUGGGGUUAGUGGUAAUGUCUGAGAGGAAGGGGUAGUGUCAGUAGGGGGAAAAGCUUGGCAGAAUCAGGUUUUAUUCACUUGACCAGUGAUCCUGGGGGUUAGAGAGAGAGGGAAUCGGCCAGAGUUCCUGUUCCCCAUCACUGCCUCUGAGGUUAGAAAGAGAAAAUGCCUUUGAACAGAGAUGGGAGUUGGUGUGAAUUUGUUGGCCAGCUUGGCUCAUUCUGUGGUCCAAGUACAAUUUCCAACGUAUGUUUAUCCUGCACUGAUUAAUAAUCCCUUCUUUUCUCUUUUAAUUUUAAAAUCUAUUUUUAUCAUUACAUGUCAAAGUAAUAUUCAAAACAAAAACUUCAUUUUUGGAUUUGCCAGUAUCUCGAACCAUUGUAAUACAGCCAUUUCUGCUGCUUUUAGUAAGUUUCAUAGAUAAUUUUUGUAUAAAUGUGACACUAUUUUGUGUAGUUUUU
Mobula hypostoma (lesser devil ray) is the source of this 2370-nucleotide messenger RNA. RefSeq names its product solute carrier family 39 member 1 (gene slc39a1). Bases 31 to 963 code for a protein of 310 amino acids. Lineage: Eukaryota; Metazoa; Chordata; Chondrichthyes; Myliobatiformes; Myliobatidae. The record is from RefSeq and is a predicted model, not a curated record. The transcript has 3 exons. Gene Ontology annotation, biological process: zinc ion transmembrane transport. Gene Ontology annotation, molecular function: zinc ion transmembrane transporter activity. Gene Ontology annotation, cellular component: plasma membrane.